GGCUCGGGGUAGGUAAUCCCCAGGCUCCGGUGCCAAGGGGGCGGGCUCUGGCCGGAGGUGGAGUCACUUCCCAUUUAAAUCCCCCAGUAUAAAAUGGGCUCGAGGCGGCGCGGGCUCUCGGCGGAGCCGCAGCAGCGCCCGGCCGGCGGGGGCCGCCGCCAGCCAUGCUGCCCGGGCUGGGCGUGCACACCUGGCAGCGCCUGGCCCAGGCGGCCGCCUGCCUGCUGCUCUUCCCCCGCUUCCUGCUCAGCGCCGCGAUGCUCUGGCUGCUGGAUUUCCUGUGCAUCAGGAAGAAGGUGCUGGCCGGGGGCCCGGCGGCGGCGGCGGCGGCGGCAGCGGCGGGGGAGCCGCCCCCCGACGACCCGCCGCUGUGCGUGUCCGACUCGAACCGCCUGUUCACGCGGGAGUCGCUGAAGGCCGUGUGGCACGGCCACAAGCUGGACUUGUUCAAGGCGGCGCACGUGGGCGCGCGGGCGCCCAACCCCGAGGUCAUCCGGCUGGACGGGCAGAAGCGGCUGCGCCUCCUGGACUUCGCCCGCGGCAAGCGGCCGCUCGUGCUCAACUUCGGCAGCUGCACCUGACCGCCCUUCAUGGCCCGCCUGCGCGCCUUCCAGCGCCUGGCCGCGCACUUCCUGGACAUCGCCGACUUCCUGCUGGUGUACAUCGAGGAGGCGCACCCCUCCGACGGCUGGGUCAGCUCGGACGCCGCCUACAAGAUCCCCAAGCACCAGUGCCUGCAGGACCGGCUGCGGGCGGCGCAGCUCAUGCGGGAAGGCGCCCCCGGGUGCCCGCUGGCGGUGGACACCAUGGACAACGCCUCCAGCGCCGCCUACGGAGCCUACUUCGAGCGGCUGUACAUCGUCCAGGAGGAGCGCGUCAUGUACCAGGGCGGCCGCGGCCCCGAGGGCUACAAGAUCUCGGAGCUGCGCAGCUGGCUCGACCAGUACAAGACCCGGCUGCGGGGCCCCAGCGCCGUGGUCAUCCAGGUGUAAGCGGGCGGCGCCCGGCCCGGCCCGGCCCGCCCCGCCCGGCGCCCGCGGGGACGCCUCUAGCGUUUCUUGGUGACGACCGAUUUGGAAAUGGUUUCUCCGGGGCCAGGAAAUCGGGUCUGAUGUUGUCAAACGCUAGCGCUGCCCGGACCCCGGGCUGGACGGAGCGGCCUAUUUAUGCUGUGGGGGGUGGGGAGGGGGCGGUGUUUCUUUUCGGUACGAGAGUCGUUCGGUCUUGUUUUUAUUUUUAUUUUUAUUAUUAUUAUUAUUAUUAUGAAUUUUUAUAUGAUUAUUAAUAAAGGAGGAGGAAACCCC
Molecule: messenger RNA, 1304 nt
Organism: Alligator mississippiensis (American alligator)
Lineage: Eukaryota; Metazoa; Chordata; Crocodylia; Alligatoridae
Gene: DIO3
Product: iodothyronine deiodinase 3
Exons: 1
Molecular function (GO): thyroxine 5'-deiodinase activity
Source: RefSeq, a predicted model, not a curated record